This is a messenger RNA of Lymnaea stagnalis (great pond snail), 12496 nucleotides long. The record is from the annotation of a GenBank genome assembly. Lineage: Eukaryota; Metazoa; Mollusca; Gastropoda; Lymnaeidae.
AUGCUGGAGACUGUCUCCUUGCCUGUACCACCAAGGUAAACACAUGUAUGUCUUAAGGACUCUGUCCCCCUUACCUGAAGUAUUAAGGUAAAAACAUGAGUUUUACUAAUUCUAUCCCUUUACCUUUACCUCCAAAGCAAAAAAGUAUAAAUACUAUCCUGCCAUCUAGCCUGCCGUUUCACCUGCCAUCUCACCUGCCAUCUCCCCUGCCAUCUCACCUGCCAUCUCACCUGCCAUCUCACCUGCCAUCUCACCUGCCAUCUCACCUGCCAUCUCACCUGCCAUCUCACCUGCCAUCUCACCUGCCAUCUCACCUGCCAUCUCACCUGCCAUCUCACCUGCCAUCUCACCUGCCAUCUCACCUGCCAUCUCACCUGCCAUCUCACCUGCCAUCUCACCUGCCAUCUCACCUGCCAUCUCACCUGCCAUCUCACCUGCCAUAUCACCUGCCAUCUCACCUGGGACAAUUUUAUUUAAGAUCUUUGUUCAAUUUUUAAAAAAAAUAUCAAAAAGAAAUCUUUAGAGCAGUGGCUCUCUGAACCUUUUAUCACCACUAACCCCCCUGUUGAAUUCAAUUUUCAUUAUUCUCAGAGUUAGUUUUUCAACCCCCCAAACAUUUUAUAAUGAUGUCAAAAAUUUUCCUAUUUUUAAUCAGUUAAUACAUUUAAACUGUAUUCUUUUAUGAACUCAAUUAUAAGAUGAAAUAUUUGAUCAAUUAAUUCGUUCAUUUAUUUAGUGACAGUUUUAAACAUCUAACUUUUUCAAUGGUGAAUGAUUUUCACUGUGAUUGAUGCAUGGGCUUUUUGGUGCCGACAGAGUGAUGAAUGCCUGUUUGGAAUGCCUGGUUUAAAGUCUCUGUAGAAAAUCUUCUUUCACUUUGCUCAUAUUUGUUGGAUGUACUUUACUUUGAACAAAACGGGUAAACACAAAUCAUCUUCCACCAAAAGGUAGAGAGUAUGUUAGAAGGCAGCACAGAGCUUUCUGAGGGAGAGAGUAUGAAAAGACAAUUAUUAUCAUAAUGAAAAUGUUAUCUAGUAUAUUGCCAAUGGUAUGACAGUUUAUUUUUUACCCUUAGCGAAAUGCUUCGUAACAUUUUAUAAACUUCAACAACCGCAUUAAUCAUAAAAAUGGAUUUUCAUCCCAACAUGAGACUUCCUUCAAAAGAAAACUCUUUGUAUCACUCUCAUCUUGAAAAUCAUCUUUCUCUUCCAAGACUGAUGUGCUAGUAACUUAGUAGAACUUGGGUUGCAAUAUUUUUAUGUAAGUGGAAGUGUAAUUUGUAUUCCAAAGUAAGUAGCACAGUUUCAUUUUUAAGAGACUGGUGUCAUUACCCUGCAGAUGUAAAUUAAUGAUAAGUUAUGUUGUGUGGGAUAUCUUGGGAGUCAACACCAUGAUAAGCACUGUUGUGUGGGAUAUCUUGGGAGUCAGCACCAUGAUAAGUACUGUUGUGUGGGAUAUCUUGGGAGUCAACACCAUGAUAAGCACUGUUGUGUGGGAUAUCUUGGGAGUCAGCACCAUGAUAAGUACUGUUGUGUGGGAUAUCUUGGGAGUCAACACCAUGAUAAGUAAUGUCGCGUGGGAUGUCUUCGGAGUCAGCACCAUGAUAAGUAAUGUCGCGUGGGAUGUCUUCGGAGUCAACACCAUGAGAAGUAAUAUCGCGUGGGGUGUCUUCGGAGUCAGCACCAUGAUAAGUAAUGUCGCGUGGGAUGUCUUCGGAGUCAGCACCAUGAGAAGUAAUGUCGCGUGGGAUGUCUUCGGAGUCAACACCAUGAGAAGUAAUGUCGCGUGGGAUGUCUUCGGAGUCAGCACCAUGAUGAGUAAUGUCGCGUGGGAUGUCUUCGGAGUCAGCACCAUGAGAAGUAAUUUUUCCAGCCGCGUUGGUAAAAAUCAAAUGUGUACAGCAUCGCUCUCAGCACACAGCUUCCUGGAUUGUCAGUCAUUUUGAACGUGUUCUAAAAUUUAAUUUAACUCUAACCCUAAUGAAAGGCACUGACAUUUUUAGAUGACAGAUUGUGGCCAUAAAUGAUGAAAAAAAUAAUUGUUUAUGACCAACCAAAUAUUGUUAAAGUCACGGUGAUUCAAAAUUUACAUUUGUAUGCUUUAUAUUAGAUUUUUUUAAAUGGACAGAACUAAUCUAAAAAAUAAAAGUUGGGCCAUGUUCACCUUGUUUUUCGAGCUAGGUUUCUUAAAAAUAUUAGAUUUGAGGUAACUCUUGUCAAUAUUUGACAAUUUGUUUUGUAUUAGUUAUGUCCCUUGUGCUGAAAGGUUCCAUCCAUUCCUUGUGACACAGAUUUGACCUACCUUACCACUUCCUUCCACCCAGACAUACCUGAUGAUUUUCUUUCCCUUGCUUGGAUUCCCAGCUGCUGUAGGUCUUAUUCCACAUCAUCCAUCCAUCUAAGCCUAGGUCUGCCUUUGAGGCGUUUUCUUCUGGGUAUUGAUGGUGCACCCUCUUUACUCCUCUGUCAUUUGGCAUUCUCUCUAAGUGUCCUGCCCAGCUUAGCUUGUCCUUUUUUUUAUUUCUGCUUCUAGCAUGGGAUCCUGAUGCAGACUGUAUGAAUCCUGGUCGGUUUGUAUUGUCCAAUCCACAGUCAUCCUUUGUUGGUCCGUGGGUUUUCCAAAGGAAACUUCUCUCCCAUGGGUCCUCUGGCGUUUUUGUUACGAUACGAAAGUUUCUGUCCAUUCUCAACUGCCCUCUACCCCAGCACACACGAAAGUUUCUGUCCAUUCUCAACUGCCCUUGACCCCAGCACACACGAAAGUUUCUGUCCAUUCUCAACUGCCCUCGACCCCAGCACACACGAAAGUUUCUGUCCAUUCUCAACUGCCCUCGACCCCAGCACACACAUUUUAAAUGUAAAAAAAAACAGACGGUGGCUUUUUUUUUAAAAAAAAAGCAAAUUCUAUUUUCAUUAAUAAUUUGUCACCAUUUUUUUGUGUGGAGUCAAGGGGUGGGGGCAAUUCUUAAAAAGAGCGUCACUUGUAUGCAAGUUUUAUCAAACUUUCAGGCCCCCCCCCAAUUGCUCGAUAAAACAAUUUAUAAAGGGGUCAUACAAACAAUAUGUGUUUAUGUGUUGUUGAAUUAUUCUGUGAACUUUUGUUGAAUUAUUCUGUGAACUUUUGUUGAAUUAUUCUGUGAACUUUUGUUGAAUUAUUCUGUGAACUUUUGUUGAAUUAUUCUGUGAACUUUUGUUGAAUUAUUCUGUGAACUUUUGCUGAAUUAUUCUGUGACCUUUUGUUGAAUUAUUCUGUGAACUUUUGUUGAAUUAUUCUGUGAACUUUUGUUGAAUUAUUCUGUGAACUUUUGAUGAAUUAUUCUGUGACCUUUUGUUGAAUUAUUCUGUGACCUUUUGUUGAAUUAUUCUGUGAACUUUUGUUGAAUUAUUCUGUGAACUUUUGUUGAAUUAUUCUGUGAACUUUUGUUGAAUUAUUCUGUGAACUUUUGUUGAAUUAUUCUGUGAACUUUGUUGAAUUAUUCUGUGAACUUUUGUUGAAUUAUUCUGUGAACUUUUGUUGAAUUAUUCUGUGAACUUUUGUUGAAUUAUUCUGUUACCUUUUUUUUGAAUUAUUCUGUGAACUUUUGUUGAAUUAUUCAGUGAACUUUGUUGAAUUAUUCUGUGACCUUUUGUUGAAUUAUUCCGUGAACUUUUGUUGAAUUAUUCUGUUACCUUUUUUGAAUUAUUCUGUGACCUUUUGUUGAAUUAUUCUGUGAACUUUUGUUGAAUUAUUCUGUGAACUUUUGUUGAAUUAUUCUGUGAACUUUUGUUGAAUUAUUCUGUGAACUUUGUUGAAUUAUUCUGUGAACUUUUGUUGAAUUAUUCGUCGAACUUUUGUUGAAUUAUUCUGUGAAAUUUUGUUGAAGUAUUCUGUGAACUUUUGUUGAAUUAUUCUGUGAACUUUUGUUGAAUUAUUCAGUGAACUUUGUUGAAUUAUUCUGUGAACUUUUGUUGAAUUAUUCUGUGAACUUUUGUUGAAUUAUUCUGUGAACUUUGUUGAAUUAUUCUGUGAACUUUUGUUGAAUUAUUCUGUGAACUUUGUUGAAUUAUUCUGCGAACUUUUGUUGAAUUAUUCUGUGAACUUUGUUGAAUUGUUCUGCGAACUUUUGUUGAAUUAUUCUGUGAACUUUUGUUGAAACCUCGCUAGCUGUGGUGAAAUAGAUUCAAAUGAAGCAGUUGUUAAAAUGAAGCAGUUGUUGCCCCAUAUUGCCCCAUGUCUUUACGAGAUUAUUUCAGUGUACUCAUUGAGCACAAUGUUUUAGAAUGCAUACUCUGAGUCACCCAGACUUUUUCACGGAAACCGACUUGAGAUUUACUUGUAUCAUGAUACAAAUGAUUGCAUGACUGGGUCUUCAAAUCAUUGCUCAAAUCAACUCAAGGGUUAAAAAGAAAAAAAAAAAAAGAUAUAUCAGUGGCGUCACUAGGGGAACGCAAGCGGGAGGAGGAGGCGAGACAGACUGGAAGACUCAAGCCCUAGUGACGCCGCUGAGGGAUAUGGAUGUUUAACAAGGGGUGUAACAAAGCCCCCAACUGAAUCCAGAAGGCAGUUUACAGAAUGAUGGAGGAAUUGGAGACAACAAUGAUGUCCAAUGGAUCUAGGAUGAUGUCCAAUGGAUCUAGGAUGAUGUCUAAUGGAUCUAGGAUGAUGUUCAAUGGAUCUAGGAUGAUGGGGGAAUGGGAGACAAUAAUGAUGUCCAAUGGAUCUAGGAUGAUGUCCAAUGGAUCUAGGAUGAUGUCCAAUGGAUCUAGGAUGAUGUCUAAUGGAUCUAGGAUGAUGUUCAAUGGAUCUAGGAUGAUGGGGGAAUGGGAGACAAUAAUGAUGUCCAAUGGAUCUAGGAUGAUGUCCAAUGGAUCUAGGAUGAUGUUCAAUGGAUCUAGGAUGAUGUUCAAUGGAUCUAGGAUGAUGGGGGAAUGGGAGACAAUAAUGAUGUCCAAUGGAUCUAGGAUGAUGUCCAAUGGAUCUAGGAUGAUGUCUAAUGGAUCUAGGAUGAUGUUCAAUGGAUCUAGGAUGAUGGGGGAAUGGGAGACAAUAAUGAUGUCCAAUGGAUCUAGGAUGAUGUCCAAUGAAUCUAGGAUGAUGGGAGAAUAGGAAACAAUAAAAAUUUCCAAUGGAUCUAGGAUAAUGUCCAAUGGAUCUAGGGUGAUGGGGGAAUGGGAGACAAUAAUAUGUCCAAUGGAUCUAGAAUGAUGUCCAAAGGAUCUAGGAUGAUGUCCAAUGGAUCUAGGAUGAUGGAGGAAUCGGAGACAAUAAUGAUAUCCAAUGGAUCUAGGAUGAUGGAGGAAUGGGAGACAAUGAUGUCCAAGGGAUCUAUGAUGAUGAAGGAAUGGGAGACGAUAAUGAUGUUCAAUGAAUCUAGGAUGAUGAAAGAAUUGGAGACAAUAAUGAUGUCCAAUGGAUCUAGGAUGAUGAAAGAAUUGGAGACAAUAAUGAUGUCCAAUGGAUCUAGGAUGAUGGAUGGAUCUAGGAUGAUGAAGACACGGGCAUUUGACAGACAAAGAAAGUAAACGUGAAACAAAUGGGGGAGGUGGGGGCGGAAUUCCUACUCUAAGACUUUUGAGGAUAUGGAGGUGGAGUGGGGACAACUGUCUCCCUGUGGCGUCUCGGCCGUCAAUAUAAACAAACACUGGCUUCGGACCACAAGUGUCAAAGUUAAGUCGUCUAAUUUAUUAGCACGUUAGCCCCCGGGCCUAUGUCUUAGCACUCACUGCCCGUUAGCCCCAAGGCCCAUGUCUUAGCACUCACUGCCCGUUACCCCCCAGGCAUAUUUCUUAGCACUCACUGCCCGUUAGCACCCAGGCAUAUUUAUUAGCACUCACUGCCCGUUAGCCCCAAGGCAUAUUUCUUAGCACUCACUGCCCGUUAGCCCCAAGGCCCAUGUCUUUGCACUCACUGCCCGUUAGCCCCAAGGCAUAUUUCUUAGCACUCACUGCCCGUUAGCCCCCAGGCAUAUUUCUUAGCACUCACUGCCCGUUAGCCCCCAGGCCAAUGUCUUAGCACUCACGAUCCCUUAGCCUCCAGGCCAAUGUCUUAGCACUCACGGUCCGUUAGCCUCCAGGCCAAUGUCUUAGCACUCACGGUCCGUUAGCCUCCAGGCCACUGUCUUAGCACUCACUGCCCGUUAGCCUCCAGGCCAAUGUCUUAGCACUCACUGCCCGUUAGCCCCCAGGCAUAUGUCUUAGCACUCACUGCCCGUUAGCCCCCAGGCCACUGUCUUAGCACUCACACCCCCAGGCCAAUGUCUUAGCACUCACGGUCCGUUAGCCUCCAGGCCUAUGUCUUAGCACUCACGGCCCGUUAGCCCCCAGGCCUAUGUCUUAGCACUCACUGCCCGUUAGCCCCCAGGCCACUGUCUUAGCACUCACUGCCCGUUAGCCCCCAGGCCAAUGUCUUAGCACUCACUGCCCGUUAGCCCCCAGGCAUAUUUCUUAGCACUCACUGCCCGUUAGCCCCCAGGCCAAUGUCUUAGCACUCACGGUCCGUUAGCCUCCAGGCCAAUGUCUUAGCACUCACGGUCCGUUAGCCUCCAGGCCAAUGUCUUAGCACUCAUGGUCCGUUAGCCUCCAGGCCCAUGUCUUAGCACUCACUGCCCGUUAGCCCCCAGGCAUAUUUCUUAGCACUCACUGCCCGUUAGCCCCCAGGCCAAUGUCUUAGCCCUCACUGCCCGUUAGCCCCCAGGCCAAUGUCUUAGCACUCCCAGCCCGUUAGCCUCCAGCCCCAUGUCUUAGCACUCACGAUCCCUUAGCUUCCAUGCCCAUGUCUUAGCAUUCACGACCCGUUAGCCUUUAGGCCCAUGUCUUAGCACUCACGGGCAGUUAGCCUCCAGGACCAUGUCUUAGCACUCAAGGCCCGUUAGCCUCCAGGACCAUGUCUUAGCACUCACUACCCGUUAGCCCCCAGGUCCAUGUCUUAGCAUUCACGGCCCAUUAGCCUCCAGGCCCAUGUCUUAGCACUCACGACCCGUUAGCCUCCAGGCCCAUGUCUUAGCACUCACUUUAAGAUUGUGUCAACGAAACCUCAGAUCCACGGUUCCAGGAACUAUGUGAGGACAAACCAUGUAGCGCAGGACUGGGGGUUGAGAGGGUAGUGUCUUGGUAGGGUGGGGGAGGGGGCGUUGGUGGUGAGCCAGACAAAGUCUGUGUAAUGCUUGUGGAGUAGCCAGCUCAGACCGGAAGUACUGUUUUGACAAAGUGGCAACAUCGCCAAAGCUUCUCAUAUCCUAAUUGCAGUAUUAUUAGUGAUAAGUAGGGUUUUGGGGGGCCAGUGAUAAGUAGGGUAUCAAGACUGUCUGGACAGGGGGUCAAGUCUAUGUGUCACACUAUGUUAUAUGAGGGAUAAGAUGGAAAUCAAGUCUGUCUUGACAUGAGGUCAGUGAUAAGAAGUGUAUCAAGUCAGUCUGGAAAUUGGGUCAGAUCUAUCAAUCUAUGUAUAUAUACAGAUUUUGGGAAUUGGCAUUUAAAAAUAUAAUAGUGUUAAUCUGAGAGCAUGGUCCUGUUAUAACUUGUCAUCAAGUCCCAUUCCUCCGUUUCUAUCUUGCACACACACACAAAAAACAAAAAAAACAUUCAACAGUCCCUAUCAUGUCUAACCAGGAUAUUAUGUUAGUCAGACAGUCUCUUACAGUCUGCACAGACAGAUUUCCCCGUCAUUUCCAUAAUUGCGCUAUCAUCACGUACAUUUGAUUCAACUCUUCCACGUGGGAAGACGAAUGAUUUUUUUUUCUGGCCUGGAGCUUUCUUGAUUAGCCUUAUCUUGGACGUAUCUCAAUAGUAGCUGUUACGUCUUGGCGCGAGUAAAAAAAAAAUGUAAUUGCUUCCCUCUAAUGACUUGGCGUAAAUGUCAUGAAGAGGGCCGUCUGGCCCAGCUGUUAACCAACUACCACAGAGUAAGCUUACUCUUGAGUAAGCUUACUCUUACAUCUACCCGCACUGUCAGAGUGUAACACAGAGAAGGCAAGAGCAGGCUUACUCUUACAUCUACCCCGAUGUCAGAAUAUAACACAGAGAAGGCAAGAAUAGACUUUCUCUUACAUCUACCCGCUGUCAGAGUGUAACACAGAGAAGACAAGAAUAGACUUACUCUUACAUAUACCCGGUUGUCAGAGUGUAACACAGAGAAGGCAAGAAUAGACUUACUCUUACAUCUACCCGGCUGUCAGAGUGUAACACAGAAGGCAAGAGUAGACUUACUCUUACAUCUACCCGGCUGUCAGAGUGUAACACAGAGAAGAUAAGAAUAGACUUACUCUUACAUCUAUCCGGCUGUCAGUGUGUACCACAGAAGACAAGAAUAUACUUAUUCCUACACUUACACGGCUGUCAGAACAUAAAGUUAUUGUUCAUUCUUUGUUUAAACCAAAGGUAAUUGACCCAUCCCACAAUCCCCAGUUUUUGCCUUGCACAAAGUUUAUACUGAUACUUAUAAGAGGUGCCAAAGUUUAACUUUCCCGGGAUGCCAAAAUUUUAACUCGCCCAGGGCGCCAGCAACCGUAGGGGCCGGCCCUGUAUCAGACUGUUCUAGUGUAGUUACUGGCGUGUGGAAAAUUCGCCUAAAUCUUUGUAUUUAAUCAUUCAGUCAAGUCAAGAUUAAUUGAGGGUUUUUUCAUAACGUUUUCGUAUAUUCGUUGAUCUCAAACUCACUCGCCCUCCUUCGAUGGCUCUACCAACCAUUGUUCUCAAACUCAAUCGUUCUCCUUCGAUGGCUCUACCAACCAUUGUUCUCAAACUCACUCGCCCUCCUUCGAUGGCUCUACCAACCAUUGUUCUCAAACUCAAUCGUUCUCCUUCGAUGGCUCUACCAAACAUUGUUCUCAAACUCACUCGCCCUCCUUCGAUGGCUCUACCAACCAUUGUUCUCAAACUCAAUCGUUCUCCUUCGAUGGCUCUACCAACCAUUGUUCUCAAACUCACUCGCCCUCCUUCGAUGGCUCUACCAACCAUUGUUCUCAAACUCAAUCGUUCUCCUUCGAUGGCUCUACCAACCAUUGUUCUCAAACUCACACGCCCUCCUUCGAUGGCUCUACCAACCAUUGUUCUCAAACUCACGCGCCCUCCUUCGAUGGCUCUACCAACCAUUGUUCUCAAACUCACUCGCCCUCCUUCGAUGGCUCUACCAACCAUUGUUCUCAAACUCACUCGCCCUCCUUCGAUGACUCUACCAACCAUUGAUCUCAAACUCAAUCGCUUUCCUUCGAUGGCUCUACCAACCAUUGUUCUCAAACUCACUCGCCCUCCUUCGAUGGCUCUACCAACCAUUGCUCUCAAACUCAAUCGCUCUCCUUCGAUGACUCUACCAACCAUUGUUCUCAAACUCACUCGCCCUCCUUCGAUGGCUCUACCAACCAUUGAUCUCAAACUCAAUGCUCUCCUUCGAUGGCUCUACCAACCAUUGAUCUCAAACUCAAUCGCUCUCCUUCGAUGGCUCUACCAACCGAAUAUAAAAAAAAAAAAACAUACACACCAUUUAGCCUAGUUUCAGUUCGGAAAGAAGUUGUGUUGAAGUUCAAAGAUCAAGGUUAUUUAUCUCAAACUCAAUGCUCUCCUUCGAUGGCUCUACCAACCAUUGAUCUCAAACUCAAUCGCUCUCCUUCGAUGGCUCUACCAACCGAAUAUAAAAAAAAAAAAAAACAUACACACCAUUUAGCCUAGUUUCAGUUCGGAAAGAAGUUGUGUUGAAGUUCAAAGAUCAAGGUUCAAUGUCAACGAGAAGAAAUUAAUUCACAUAUAACUUUCUUAAUCUAUGGACCUAACUUUCCUAAUCUAUGGACCUAACUAUCCUAAUCUAUGGAACUAACUUUCUUAAUCUAAGCACCUAACUUUCUAAUCUAUGGACCUAACUUUCCUAAUCUAUGGACCCAACUUUCCUAAUCUAUGUAACUUACUUUCCUAAUCUAUGGACCUAACUUUCCUACUCUAUGAACCUAAAUUUUCUUAGCUAUGGAACUAACUUUUCUAAUCUAUGGACGUAACUUUCCUAAUCUAUUGACCUAACUUUCUUAAUCUAUGGACGUAACUUUCCUAAUCUAUUGACCUAACUUUCUUAAUCUAAGGACCUAACUUUCCUAAUCUAAGGACCUAACUUUCCUAAUCUAAGGACCUAACUUUCUUAAUCUAUGGACCUAACUUUCCUAAUCUAUGGACCUAACUUUCUUAAUCUAUGGACCUAACUUUUCUUAGCUAUGGACCUAACUUUCCUAAUCUACGGACUUCACUUUCCUAAUCUAUGGACCUAACUUUCCUAAUCUAUGGACCUAACUUUCCUAAUCUAUGAACCUAACUUUCCUAAUCUACGGAACUAAAUUUCCUAAUCUAUGGACCUUACUUUCCUAAUCUAAGGACCUAACUUUCUUAAUCUAUGGACCUAACUUUCCUAAUCUAUGGACCUAACUUUCUUAAUCUAUGGACCUAACUUUUCUUAGCUAUGAAACUAACUUUCCUAAUCUAAGUACCUAACUUUCCUAAUCCAUGGAUCUUACUUUUCUAAUCUAUGGACCUAACUUUACUAAACUAUGGACCUAACUUUCCUAAUCUAUGGACCUAACUUUCCUAAUGUAUGGACCUUACCCCUAAUCUAUGGACCUAACUUUACUAAAUUAUGGACAUAACUUUCCUAAUCUAUUGACCUAACUUUCAUAAUAAUAAGCAUUUUUUAAUUGCAAAAGUUGAAUCUAUGUCUAACUUUGACAAUUGCAGGGGUUCCUUGAAUCUAAGUCUAACUUUGACAAUUGCAGGGGUUCCUUGAAUCUAAGUCUAACUUUGACAAUUGCAGGGGUUCCUUGAAUCUAAGUCUAACUUUGACAAUUGCAGGGGUUCCCUGAAGAUGGUGAAUACCGGUACUGAGAACGGCUCUGACGACAAUCUGUCUACGUCACAUCAAGCCAUUUUAUUGGAGACCUCCAGAACUCAACAGUUACAUAAAGCUAAGACAUGUAAGUGAGAGACCUGUAGAGCUCGACAGUUACAUAAAGCUAAGACAUGUAAGUUAAAGACCUUCAGAACUCAACAGUUACAUAAAGCUAAGACAUGUAAGUGAGAGACCUGUAGAGCUCGACAGUUACAUAAAGCUAAGACAUGUAAGUGAAAGACCUUCAGAACUCAACAGUUACAUAAAGCUAAGACAUGUAAUUGAAAGAACCCCAGAACUCAACAGUUACAUUAAGCUAAGACAUGUAAGUGAGAGAUCUCCAGAUCACUACUGCUACAUGGACAAUGUACUCACUGCUACAAAAUGACAAAGUAAUAAUUGCUACAUUGACAAAUUACUCACUGCUACAUUGAAAAUUGCUUCAUUGGCAAACACAAAUAAAAGGGGGAAAAAUGCUUCAAAGCAAAAACUUAUUAUCUUAAGCUACGACUUCUUGGUUUAUCAGUAUGUACAUACAUGUUGUUAUUGGUUACCAUGGAGGUAGAAAAGUACCAAACGGUCAUCUCUCGUCAGCUGUUUGGAGAGUAUAGCACGAUCUUAACAGGGUAUUUCUUUGAUUUAAUUGCGUGUGUUGUUUUCUCCAUGUGUGUGGCUUCCAGCCCCAGGAACUCCGGAGUCGCAAAGGAACAAGAUCAACAGCAGCCCUAAAACUGCCCGGAAAAAUCAAAGUCUCCAGUCUCUCGGCAUGAGCCUGGUAAGGUCAAGGCUGAACGUGUUCUAUGUCCUGUGAUUGUCGGUUACUAUAGCAUCGAGUAGGAUUUUGUUACACAAUUAAGACAUCACAGUUGAAUGUGUAUGUGGGCUACAGGUAGCAUUUUGAUAAACAAGACAUCACAGUUGAAUGUUUAUGUGGACUACAGCUAGCAUUUUGAUAAACAAGACAUCACAGUUGAAUGUGUAUGUGGACUACAGCUAGCAAUUUGAUAAACAAGACAUUACAGUUGAAUGUGUAUGUGGACUACAGGUAGCACUUUGAUAAACAAGACAUCACAGUUGAAUGUGUACAUGGACUACAGGUAACAAUUUGUUUGACAAGACAUCACAGUUGAAUGUGUACAUGGACUACAGGUAACAAUUUGUUUGACAAGACAUCACAUUUGAAUGUGUACAUGGUCUACAGGUAACAAUUUGUUUGACAAGACAUCACAGUUGUAUGUGUACAUGGACUACAGGUAACAAUUUGUUUGACAAGACAUCACAGUUGAAUAUGAUGUGUAUGUGUACUAAAAUAGUUGGCACAUAACUAGACAUCACUUGCUGCAGUCGUGCAGGAAUUUGGAAUAAUUAACCUUUUAAUUAUUCAAAAUGUUUAUUUCCGGUUAGAGUUUGACCGGAAAAACCAUUGAAGAACUUUCAAAUGAUAUGACGUAUGUUAUGACGUAUACUAUGACGUCUACAUUUUUUGCGAUUUCAGGAUGAAAAGUCAACUUUGGAUAAGCCCAUCGAAAUUCUGAGACGACACAGCCUCGUUCCGCCCCCCACGGGCAACGCCCUGGCCCCUAACGGGCCCGCCAGCGCCACGAGCACCAGCAACAAUCCUACCAUCUCCAUCACCACAGAAGACCUCAGCCCGGACAGG